AGACCACAACACGCAUUUAAGUUAUCCCGAAUAGGAGGGUAUUUGUGUCGAAAAGGAUUACAAAAGGUCGAGUACACAAUACCUUCGUAAACGCACACUUGGCAGAAAAUCUCCGAGACCCAGUGAUCGGCGAUCAAGUGUGAAAAAAGCAUAAUAUCAAUACAAUACACGGGCCUCCGUCCCAGAGGAGAAGGAACAGAAAUCGGGCAACGAUCGGCUUGAAGAUCUCAAGGCCCCAACGGAACUCGGCAUAGCUGAAACACUUUAUAGGUGCUGUGAAGGCGAAUACUGCUCAAUCGAACGGGAUUUUUUUUUUAUCACUGGAGAUAUAUUUCAUGUGCUCAUUAUCAGUUCCCCUCGAUCUUGCGUGCGCCGAACGCGCUAUCAAGUUACAGCGCAUCCUAAGCAAGUGUGGCUCGACAGGCGCGUGCAGUUGUAUGGCGGAGGUGUAGGAUAGAGAGAAGAAGAGGAGGAAAGAGAGACAAACCCUCUGCUAACCUUUCCUGUGUUUCCAUUAUGGCCAAAACAUAAUGAGAGGUUGGAUUAACUGAUGGGAGUUUUGCUGCUAUGCCGUCAAAUUUCUUUAUUCUUGCCUUAUUAUUGAUUCUUUCGUGUUGUGUGGCUGUGUAUGGCCAGGACGACUUGACAGUUCCCAUACGAUGUUAUAUGUGCAUAUCAAGGUUAGAUAAAAACGACACGUGUAACGAUCCAGUCGACAGCAGAACCAACAACUUCCUCAAGGACGAGGAGUGCCACAAGGGAGUCUGCGUCAAAUGGACUCGAUAUAUCAACGGGAAAUUGUACCUCGAGAGAACAUGCUCAGCCAAAAUGGACAUGAACAUUAUGUUGAUAGAUGGCGUGUGUCGAACCGAGAGCUUCGGGAACGGAUACCUUUGUAUGUGCGGACGUAACUUGUGCAACUCCGGCUUUUCUCGACUCAGAUUAACUCAGUCACAUGUGGUUUCCCUUAUCCUAUGUCUGCUGCUCACAUUUUUCUGGUUACCAUGGAGACAGUGACGCCACUUGCGUGUGUGUGUUUGGCAGAGAGGUUUAGACGAAAAUUAAGAGUCCCCUGACACUGUUUAGGAUCUCUGUAUCAUGGACGGCCUUGUUGCGUUUUCUUGGUUUACCCUAUCAAUGAUUCAUGGCUGGAAAAUUAAUACACGCUAUUAAUUAUACGCCAUAUGUUCAAUCAACGAAUAAUGCCAAACCAUUUUGUUAAUAAGAUGGGUUUUGUUACUAUGUCGCGUCCCCAAUGACCGCUGGAACGAAAAAAAGUCAUCAUUUCUAUACGGGCCUUCGGAACUCGAGAAACUUGAUUUCUCUCAAAAUUAUCAUGGAUGCGAUAUUUUCCUUCAAAUUUUUAUAGUUUGGACAAAAUUCUGUAACUAACAAGUGAAUAUGGAGUCGUGUGAUUGUCCAUUUCGUACACAAGUUUAACACUUUUGUGCAUCUGUUACCAUGGUUAUUCGUGAGCAAGCUCCACUAGGCAGUAGUUUUCUUACCAUUAUCGAGUCUAGUGACUAUACAUAGAGCACAUUAGCUCUGUUCCAUUUAUAAUGACUAUGCAAUCAAGAAUUGUGAUCUGAUCGUUGUCUGUUCAUGUGAAUGAUUUGGUUUUUCCUUUCAAAAGAUUUGCUCCUUGUUGAUCGAGUAAUUUUGAUUUAUGACUUUUUUCUUCAAAUUUUUGGGCUAUACAUCGAUGAGGGAUCUGCGUUUGUUUGUUUUUUGUUUUUUUUUUAUUAUUUUAAGUUUGUGUUUACAAUUUUUCGAAAUUUUUUAUAAUCCUGUUGCAAGUAUUAAUUACCAUGGUGUGUGUUAAAAAUGGAAAAGUCACGAGUUCUUUUAAGAUCAUCUAGAAACACCGACAUACAUUUCAAUAAAUUUGGGUACUCCCAUUAGUAAUUAAGGAGAUAUCUCAUUACAGAGUAUAUACAUGUAUGUGUAUUUCUUUUCCUAAUUGAUGAAAAGUCGGAAUCAAGGUUAACAACUCUUAAUUGGAACUACAGAAAUUAAAAGAUUUGUGCAAAUCGAUACAUUUUAGCUAGAUACCAACGAAAAGGCUUUUAAUUAAUUUUUACGAGUUCUUCACGCAGUGUGUUAUUUAGUUGUUAGUUGCUGUGAACACUUUUUGAUGGAAUAUAAGAUGGAAAAUAAGAUGGUAUUUAUAGAUGACAUCCACCAUCACACAUAAUACGUUGUACUGAGCUUAGUAUAUUAAACUAUACUAGUAUGUUAAAUUAGAUAACAAUAGUCACAGUGGGUGUGCGCUUGAUCUAGAUCUAAGGGAAAUACUACAUACUAUGUAUGACAAGGAAAAUAAAAUUCAGUUUAGAAGGAAAAAUUGAAUUUCAUCCGUGUCAUGGUGUCUUUGGAUUUUUUUUUAAUUUUGAGUGAACUUGUUUUAAGAAUUGGGGUGACGAAUAUUGAAAGUAUUUAAAUUUCGUAUUAUUUGUUAAGUGCUGGAUACUAGUAUUAUACAGGAUGUGUGUCAAAAUGGGGUUUAUAGGAAUAUAUAUAUAUCGAGGAAUAUUAUUGAAUUGUGUGCACUCUAUCCUUUCCUUAGAGACAACACAAUUUUUUUUUAAAUAUUAAAAGUUGUUAUACUGUACACCUACAUGUAGCUGCGAAAAAAUAGCAUUGUGAUAUGUAAAGAAGUACAACUGUACAAAGCUUGUUAUCUUUGUAAUGUACACAGUAUUGUGUGACUCAUAUUGAAACUACCGUUGUCACACACGAUCUGUGUAACAAGCAUGUUUAUAUACAUAGAGUCUUUUUACAACAAGUAUGGAAUGUUAUAUAAUUGAUUAUUUAUAGCAUGCUAAGCCAAAUGUUUAGAAGAAAUCCACGAAUGUCUAUAUUGUGCAUACGAUUUUAUUUCCGAACCACACCUAUUUAUAUUCGUGUAUAUGUUUAAGAAGUGUCUGCACGGUUUGACGAUGUUUGAGUUUAUAUAAUAUACAAUGUACUCGGUACCAAGCGUCAAAAUCCACUUUUUUCUCACUUGUUAUUGAGUAGAUAAUGGUGUCAUUUCCUUAUUGAUAAAUUUGGGGAAUUUAGGGUGAUAUUGAUUUCUUGUGCCGUGAUGCUUAUUUUGGCAUUUAACGAACGUGUGUUUUACUUCAAAGCUCCUCAUAUUUAUCAAUAAGUAAAAGGAGACCGGGAUUCACAUUUGUUGAUUAUUUGUCUUCCGAUAUUUGAUAGAAUUCCAGAUUUUUUUUCAUGUGUUAACAUUUCAUUCAUAAUAAAAUUUCACCUAAUACACUU
This is a messenger RNA of Magallana angulata, 3267 nucleotides long. RefSeq names its product protein quiver-like. The record is from RefSeq and is a predicted model, not a curated record. The coding region runs from base 568 to 1017 and encodes 149 amino acids. Gene Ontology annotation, biological process: positive regulation of voltage-gated potassium channel activity; sleep; regulation of synaptic transmission, cholinergic. The transcript has 3 exons. Lineage: Eukaryota; Metazoa; Mollusca; Bivalvia; Ostreida; Ostreidae.